This is a messenger RNA of Colletotrichum gloeosporioides, 1941 nucleotides long. RefSeq lists its product as uncharacterized. The record is from RefSeq and is a predicted model, not a curated record. The transcript has 4 exons. The coding region runs from base 1 to 1941 and encodes 646 amino acids. NCBI's taxonomy places the organism in Eukaryota, Fungi, Ascomycota, Sordariomycetes, Glomerellales, Glomerellaceae.
AUGGCUUGCCCGUCGUUUCAUUUCUGCACGCACCGCCUUGCUGGAAAAGCCAAAGCUAUACUUCCACAGGCCAAAUGGCAAAAGGCUGCCCUUGGCUUUGCUAUUGCGGCCUUUUCUACAUUGGUCAUGAACCUCACCUUCAUCAUCUGGGCUACCGUUUCACGCUCGGCGGAUAAGAAAGAUGGAAUUGGUAUUUUGCUACUCCCAGACACCUGUUCGGAGACGAAAGCUUCUAAUACUGGCAUCCACGUUGUCAUAAAUGUUCUGAGCACAGUUCUUUUAUCUGGCAGCAACUACUGCAUGCAGUGCCUUAUGGCGCCGACAAGGUCUGAGAUCAACAAAGCCCAUGCCAAACAAGAUUGGAUGGAUAUUGGGGUCCCUAGCAUCCGUAAUUUCUGGCGCAUCAGAUGGAAAAGAAGGGUCUCUUGGCUCCUUUUCAUGAUAUCUUCUCUUCCUCUUCAUUUAUUUUUUAACUCUACAAUAUUCGCAUCAACUUCGGUGAAUGCGUAUUGGGUAUUCAAAACAGACAGAAGGUUUCUGGCUACAGGUGAUGUAUCUCCAGCGCCUCCAGAAGCCAGGACAACACUAGCGGGCAUCUAUAGCGCCUAUAAUCAAGGUUUAAUGGAGAACCUUAGCUUUCCUGAGUGUAUCAGGGCGUAUAGGACUGAGUUUCAGUCUUCGCGAGGCAGCCUGAUCUUGAUUUCAGCGGACGAUGAACUUACAAAUUAUACUGCAAAAUUGGAAGAAAUGACAACAGAAGAAGACACGAUGUCUUCAGGCUCUGAAUGGGCCAGCUCGGAGAGAUUGGAUACGUUAGGGAUUAAUGAAACAACCAUCACAGAAUGCCACAGCCAAAGAACAGAGGGGCAUUGCAAGCUGUUGUACAGCAGGGUAUUUUGCUGGGUCGUCAUUACUUUCAACCUUUUCAAGGUUGUUUUAAUGCUGUCUGUUGCCUUUACCAACGGAGAAAGACCAUUGCUAUCUGUUGGAGACGCUAUUGCCUCUUUCAUGGAAGAACCUGAUGAGACCACGGAAAGGAUGUGUCUCAAGUCAAACCAGGACUUUAUCAAGAAUGACUGGACCAGGGAGCCGCGGCAAUUCGGAAAUGGAUUGCAAUACAAGGAUUUAGCCACUGGUACCAUUCGAUGGAACAUAUGUGUGCUUGGAUACUUCACCUCAAUCGUCGGUUGUGUGAUUCUGCUGCUGUGCAAGAUACCCACCGGCUUUACAGAUUUGAAACCAGCAGGAAUGGCUUCACCGCAAGCGGAGCUUAUUCUAAAGACCAGCUGGAUGGGCCAAGACUCUACGUCUCUCAUCCUCAACGUCAUCGUCGCCAACACAUUCCAACUUAUACAGACGCUCCUUUACUGCAAUUUCAAUACUAUCUGCACAAGCAUAUCUUUGGUAUCUGAGUGGGAUAGGUUCGGAAGUCACAGAAAAGGCCUUCGAGUCUCCGCGCAACCUCAGGGAGCCCAAAGACAAACCUACUUUUUGCAGCUUCCACUCAGAUACUCAAUCCCGGUGAUGAUCUUUUCGGGUCUUAUUCAUUGGCUCAUCUCGCAAAGCAUUUUCGUUGUCAGCAUGGACUUAUAUGGCCCUUCAUCAGAAAACGUCAUGGCCAUGGUCCCCUACCCGGAAAAAAGCUUUACAUCCUGUGGCUGGUCAGGCUUUGGAGUUAUGAUGGUUGCUUUUGCUGUCUUUAUCAUGAUCGUGUAUCUUAUAUUUGUCGGAUCGCGGCCUCUUAAAUUCGGCAAGAUACCUGUAGUGGGGAGUUGCAGUGCAGCAAUAGCUGCAGCUUGUCAUCCUGGGCUAGACGAACCCAAUGCCUGGGAGAAGCCACUCCAGUGGGGUGUUGUAGCGGUGUCAACUACGGAACCGGGGCAUUGUUCUUUCUCGGGCGGGCAAGUCGAUGACCCGCAGCAAGGCCUUCUAUACGCAUGA